This is a messenger RNA of Tarenaya hassleriana, 4545 nucleotides long. Its product is annotated as protein HUA2-LIKE 2-like. Gene Ontology annotation, molecular function: transcription coregulator activity; double-stranded DNA binding. NCBI's taxonomy places the organism in Eukaryota, Viridiplantae, Streptophyta, Magnoliopsida, Brassicales, Cleomaceae. The transcript has 12 exons. Bases 155 to 4090 code for a protein of 1311 amino acids. The record is from RefSeq and is a predicted model, not a curated record. Gene Ontology annotation, biological process: regulation of transcription by RNA polymerase II. Gene Ontology annotation, cellular component: nucleus.
CCCCGCCGCUCGCCGACAGUGGAAGGUCGGGGACCUUGUUCUCGCCAAAGUCAAAGGAUUUCCUGCCUGGCCUGCUACGGUUAGUGAGCCAGAAAAGUGGGGUUAUUCAGCCGAUUGGAAGAAAGUAUUGGUCCACUUUUUCGGAACACAGCAGAUGAGCAACUUUAAUGGCUUGCUGUGGGUGAGAGCUUUCUGCAAUCCUGCCGAUGUCGAAGCGUUUACAGAGGAGAAGAAACAAUCACUUUUGACGAAACGCCAUGCUAAAGGUUCAGAUUUUGUCCGUGCUGUAAAGGAGAUUAUAGAAAGUUAUGACAAGCUGAAGCAGCAGGAGCUAGCUAAUGAUAAAAAAGUUUCUGAAGAUGUGACUCUUGUGAGUGGUAGGGAUACUGUAGAACCUUUGCAAGAUAGUGAAAUUCCGACUGGGGCAAGUCUUGAAACACAAGCAAAAUCAGACUCUAGUCAAGGUAGAGGUGAAUCGACACUUCUCAGUGAAGAUGCUUCAGCUGCUGAGCAAAUGCUAGCCCUGCGUGAUAGCAGUUUAGCACAUGAGCAGGCCUGUGAUAGUACAGUGGGUAAAGAACCACGAAAGAUAGCUACCUACUCCUCGAGGAAAAGAGAUGGAGGGGCACAGCCUCAAAGGUGCGCUCCACAAAAAACGGUGUUAUCAUCAAGGUUGGAAUCAGAUAGGCCUCAAAGCUCCAUGUUGCCCUACAAAGAUUGUGGUCAAAGUAUCGAUGACAUGGAUGAUGGAAGUUUAAGGAGAAAGCGAACCAGGAGAUCCCCCGGUCAUUCUGAAUCAGAUGAUGUGGGUGUACCAGCUGUAAAUUCAAAUGGAAGUGAUGAAGAAAAUGCUUCUGAAAUCGCUACAGUUGAAUCUGACAAUAAUAAUAUGAAUGAAGGCAAUGAUGUAGAUUCAAGUUCCAAAGUAGAACAUUCUGAAGUCGGUGGUCAGUGUCGUGAAGUGGGUCAUGAGGUCAGCAAUGGGCUUGAUUUCCAAAUUAAUACGAUGGUUGUGAGGAAGAAGAGGAAGCCAACCAGAAAGCGUGGAACGAGUGACAUUCUUGACCCUCCUGCUAAAGUUGAAGCAGAAGCCGGUCUUGGGCAAGGAGGAUGUAAUGACUGCCAGACAUCACAUAAUUCACGUGAUAGUUUGAAUGAGAGACCAUUAAAGGAGAAUGGCGAUGAACACUUGCCUUUGGUGAAACGAGCUAGAGUCAGGAUGAGUAGAGCAUUUUGUGCUGAUGAUGAGAUCAAUGGCUCUUCGCAGGUUGAAGAAAGAUCAUCAAAGGACACAGGAGUCAAUGAAACAGUGCUGAAAAGCCCGUCAAGUAAUCAUGACAAUGAUGUUUCUAGUCAUGAUACUUCUGCAGUGGAAGAAUAUAAGAGUCUUGAAGAGUGUGCUAAACUCUCAGGUGAUACUGCUGAUGUAGUACCAUCUUUUGAGAAGAAACAUUCUGAAAGUAUGCCUCCUUUUAAGUCUCGUGAACAGAUUGUGGGAGUAAAACGAACUGCUUUGGAGCUCCGGUGGAGUGGGACUAGCAAGUCACCAGAUCAUGAAGCAACCCAAACGCAAUCUAAGCAAUUUAGCAGUUCGCCAGAUGGUGAAGCUCUUAUUGCCAGUGCCGCUGAUGUUUCUCAGGAAUGCACUGGGGCAGUGCAAAGCCUGAAUUUGCAAAGCAGUGAAUGUGAUCCACCUGUUGUACAAAGCUUACAUCACAAUGAUAAAUCUGAAGCUCAUAUGGAGAACAAUACAGUGGCCUCAUCUGUGGAUAAUUAUGGAUUUUGCUCUGGUUUGGAUACAACAUUGUCAGGGUUGCCUGCUCAUUCUGUUGACCAUCAGCAAAGUCAGGACCAAAAUUCUUGCAACCAUUUGGUAGUCAAUUCUGGAGAUUCCGGUAAUGAUGAAAUUCACAAAAAUGAUGAUCUCGUGGUCCAUGUUGUUCAGUCUGAAACUGUAGGUCAUUCUCCAGUGCCUUGUCAAAUGGUGACUAAGCAAGAGGCUGAGAAAAUGCAAUUGAAAGAAGACCAUGAAAGCCCUAGUAAAGAACUUGAUAGUGGCAAACAAAUUCAUGCCAACCAGAAUCCAGUCCUCUCUAGAACUAAAAGUGAUAUGUCAGUUGAAGAAGCUAAACCUCCUUAUGAAACAGGGUGCGAGGAUACUGUUGCGAACCACAUGCAGCUGGAAAAACUCGGUGAGAUCAAAGAAGAAAGGAAGGAACAGAUCCAGUCUGUGAAUUCUGUUUCAUUGUCUGAAAACAUUUCAAGCGAAAAAAUGGAUCUAUCUCCUGCUAACAUUGCAGACUCUCCUGCGAGGGGCACUCCACAUAGCAACUCGGUUUGCCACAUUUCAACUGCAGAAAGUGCUAAUGUUAUGCAGAACAAUGGGAGUUGCAGUCCCAAUGUUCAUUUCAGUGAGAAGAAAAUUUCGGGGGACCCAAGCGUCAAUGCAGAAGAACAAAUUGAAACGCGAGUUUCUCAGGGACACAAAUUUGUUGGUUCUGAUAUGCACUCUGCUCUUGAAUCAUUUGAGAGUGCUCUUGGUUCGUUGGUCAGGACAAAGGAGAGCAUCGGGCGAGCAACUCGUUUGGCUGUGGACUUGGUGAAAUUUGGCGUCUCUGCAAAGGCGAUGGAAGUUUUGGCACAUACUUUGGAAAGUGAGUCAAAUUUAGAAAGGAGGGUAGACUUAUUUUUCCUUGUGGAUUCUAUUGCUCAGUGCUCUAAAGGUCUGAAAGGUGAUGCUGGUGGUAUUUAUCUUUCGGCCAUUCAAGGCAUGCUGCCUCGUCUGUUGGCUGCUGCUGUCCCGGCUGGAGCUACCACACAAGAAAACCGGAGGCAGUGCCUGAAGGUUUUGAGGCUUUGGCUUGAAAGACGGAUCCUUCCUGAUUCUACUGUUCGCCACCAUAUAAGAGAACUUGAUUCGCAUAGCAUCGCUCCUGCUUGCCUCUACUCUCGCCGCUCAGCUCGAACAGAAAGAGCAUUAGACGAUCCUGUGAGAGAUAUGGAGGGUAUGCUGGUGGAUGAAUAUGGAAGUAAUUCAACUCUCCAGCUUCCGGGGUUUUGCUUGCCUGCCAUGCUAAAGGAGGAGGACGCAGGAAGCGAUUCUGAUGGAGGUGAUUUUGAGGCUGUCACCCCUGAACAUGAUUCCAGAACCCCUGAAAAACAUGUCACAGUCUCCACUGCUGAAAGGCAUACGCAUGUAUUGGAAGAUGUUGAUGGUGAGCUUGAGAUGGAAGAUGUGGCUCCAUCUUGGGAAGCCGGAAGCAGGUCAUACACUGAUCAGGCUGAUAAUGCAGAGUCGUCCAAUAGUCGGCUUGGACAGCAACUUUGGCCCAUCUCUGGGGUUUCACAGCAACAUGUGCCCUCGUCAUCUCCACCUUUGCCAUCAUCCCCACCACCACCACCACCACCUGCUCCCCCUUCGCAGCAUGCUCAGUGCGCCAUGCCUGAUUCCUACUCGAAUGGCUUUGAUUGUGGUGGAUAUCCCAGCAUGCAUGGAGAUCAUCAGGCUGGUCAUCCAAGGAUGAACCCGUCAAUGCCUACAAAUACCAUGCAUUAUCAAGGUCCUGAGUCAUCUUAUAGCAGUUCACGUAUACCACCGACAAAUAGCGUGCCACAGGGUGAGGGUUCUAAUUUCCAGCAUAAUAGGCCUUUUACUCCCCAUCCCCCACCUUGUCCUCCACCACCACCUCUGCCUCCACACCAAUACUCGUAUAUGCAUCCCGGCCACCAUUUGAAGUCACGAAGGGAUGGUACUCAAUACUCUCACAGAUCUCAUUAUACUCCAAGUUUUGAUGAAAGGAAUUUUCAUGAUAACCAUGAGAGAAUGAGACCAGCUCCAUACGAUAACAGGGACAAUUGGAGAUAUCCACCUCCCUCUUCUUACGGUCCAAGAUAUCACGACAGACACAAGGGUACCUACCCACCGGCUUCUUACAGUGGCUCUCCACGCGAGUAUGGAAGGUUUCAGAACCAUAGGUGGAAUUAUCCUCCGCGUCCCCAUAAUAACAGACACUCAUUUCACUAUAAGCCUCAUUCUGAAGGUCCUGUUCCAGUUGGAAUGAGAGAUCAAGGCGUGUGGCAUCAGAGGUGACCACUGAUCUUUAGGAGGGAACAUAAUUUGGUGAGUAGGACGCCAUUGUCGCUCUAAAUUUAAAGACGUUUGUUAGUUGUGGAAGGAGAUAUUAGAUCUUUGGAGAAAGCAAUAGCUAUGCAGAGGUGCUGAUAUUGUUCAGAAAGGACUUGUUGGGAUAUAUAUAUAAAAACAUGUGGAGGGGGAGGGAGGAUGAAGUUAUUGUACAUAAAAUAUCUCAAAACAGCGGGAGGAGGUGGUAAGCCAAUUUGUAGAGAUUGGGAAGAGUUUGUACCUAAAAGCAAAAAAACUAGGCACCUUCAGGCUUGCUCCCUUUUUUUUUUCUUGGGUUCUGAUUUUGCCCAUCUCUUUUUCAUCAAUGUUAUGGUAAUCUAUGUGCCGUGAAGGUCAAGUUCCCUUACAUUACGCGUCUGGUAGGAGAUCAAGUUCUAAUUGAAUUGUUACAUAAUAAAACA